Molecule: messenger RNA, 762 nt
Organism: Rangifer tarandus platyrhynchus (Svalbard reindeer)
Lineage: Eukaryota; Metazoa; Chordata; Mammalia; Artiodactyla; Cervidae
Source: the annotation of a GenBank genome assembly
AUGCCCACUGUCUGUCCAUCCGUCCACUCGAUUUCACACCGCUGGUCUCCACAAGCAUCGGCAGCCACAGGCAGUGUGACGGCAAAGGCCGUGCUGGACUCGAGCCCCCCUCCCCGCACCCCAUCAUCCCGCCCUGCUGCCCCCCAGCCUCCUCUCCACCACCCUGAGGGCUGCCAGAUGGGAGUCCACCCCCAACUCCUGCACUCCAGGCAGCUGCCGGCGCGCUGCAGGACCCCUCUGUCCUGGGCCCAGGCCCUGGGGGCCCGCCCCUUGCUGCCCUGCCCUGCGGGGGGGCCCCUGCCCAGUGCUGGGCUGACCUGGGGUUCUGGGACCUGGCUGAGGAGGUCCUGUUCGUGCUGGCGUGGCUGUGUGGCUUUUCUGAAUGCUGUGCGUCCAUGUUGGGGUCCAGUCUGGAGGUGCUGCCCACUCUCGCGCCCGGCCGAGCAGCUCUAUCUCUGGGCUCCCCCUCCCCCGCCCCAGCCAGCCCUGAGCUCACCCGUGAGGUCACAAUGCUUGCAGCACCAUGGAACCUUGGCAAGGACAGGGCUGUGGAAUCGAACACUGUGUCCUGGGCACAGCCCAUGUGUUAGUGUGCAUGUAUGUGCGCGCGCGCGCGUGCACACCUAUGCCCUCAGCGUGCCCCUCCACCUCUGGUUCUCAGCUGUCUCUUUCCAGACACCUGUGGACCUGGCUGACAACCUGUGUAACCCUGGAGACCCCCCCGAGGCAGGAGGCCCAGCUAAAGCCCGCCUGGAUUCCUGA